GUGUUCUCAGCAGCUGGGGCUAAGGCUGCAUGAAUGCACCAUUCCUGCUGCAUUCAGCAGAGGUGUAAUCAGAAAGUCACCCAGGCGCCCUCUAGCCACUGCACGAAGGAUGGUGAGGGCCAAGCAAACAGCCAGGAAGGGCUCCGGGGGCUGGCCGGCGCGCUCCUCUCGUAGGAGGUUGCCGCCCCUUGAAGUCCGUGCACCGCUGAACAGAGAUGAGCGCCCCACGGGCCAGGAGUACUUGGACGCUGUGAGCUCGAUUAGAACGCAAUGCCAAGUCCAGGAUACCUUGGAAUCUUCCUUGGGGAGGGAGGAAGGGGCUGCAGCCGAUACUUGCAGCAUUGCAGAUGCGCGUGUGGCACUGCCUGCUCUUGCCCCUGAACUCCUGCAGCAGAUAUUUGCCAAGCUGGGGCCUCAUCCAAAGGACAUUGUUCCAUUGGGAGCAGUAUGCAAACAGGCAAGGGCUACACUUACUAACGCUGUUCCUGAGUAGAGACUGAGGGCUGGAGGCUAGAAGAACAGGUGUUGAAGCGAGUCACUUUGAGCUGCCCCUGUUUCGCACAUUCCUUCCGAUGGUUGCUCAGAUUGUCCGUGCUGGACUCCAAACUUACUUUCUUCUCGCGCUUGUGGGGCUGCCGCGCUUUUGCAAGAACAGCAAACCCACUCGACACCGGCCGGUGAUGGGGAGGCGCUGUGUGUCCUUACUGCAAAGAGCUAGUCUUUCCUUUGAAAGCUGAGGACGUACCCCAAGCGUACACGUGUUAUGAAACGUUGUAUCUCGAUUGUGUUGAAGACAUACACCCUGAUUGUAGAGCAGAGUCAAGAUGGAACGCGUGCAACUCUGUCUCGGACUCGGGGGCAGAAUCGGAGCCAAAGUCUGAGGAGCAGCCAGAGCGCGUCUUGGUCUCCGGGUUUGUAUGUCUUGGUGGUCACAUUGUGUUGGGAGUGGCAGGGUAUCCUGCCCGGCAGUCCGGCACCCAGGUUGAAGAUUCUGGGGAGAUGUUGCGGUUGAAAUCAUCAAACGCUGUUGCUUUCCUUACCGAGCAUGUAGUUGAGGAGGCGAAUUUGAGCUACAAAGAAGGGCAAAGCUUGGUCGAUGAGCUAGAGCUAGAUCAAAUGAUCCAAGUCGCAGACAGGCUGGCAGAGUUGGAAGAGGAGUGGCCAUCGUUUGUGUCCGAAGGAGGUCCUCACGUCAGAAUUGCUGACGAGUAUCCAUGGCGUUUCAAUUUGGAAAAUACGUCCUUGAGCAAGGAGACGCUCCAUGGGGCAGGCCUUCCGCCCGACGUCGCAAACGGUGUGCACGUUUUGAGAGGGGAACCGGACCUCAUACAUUGCAUGGGGUUGCUUUCUGAGGUGGUCGAGGCGCAAGUUCGGGAGCAGCUGUUGAGGAGGAGGAAAAGGGAAGUCCUCAGGGCGCUACAAGAAGCGGGCUUUGAGCAAAGGAGCGUUCCGCACCAGGAGUCGAUUGACAAAUACGUGCAGGAUCCGGAUACCAUCACGUUGGAUGAGGUGCUCCUGCAACAAAAGCUUGCUUGGGACAAGGAAGUGGCCAUGCGGAAACAACUCGAGCUUGAGGCCAAAGAGAGGGCGAAAAGGCUUGAACUCGAAGCUAGAGAUAGGGCCGAGAAGGUAGCCCUUGAACGCCAAGCCACGAGCAAGAUGCACACACCCACUCGGUAAGUCAAACCAAGGUUACCGUCAAACCCGUGGGAAGCUCUGAUGUCGACUUUUGCGGGGUAGCAACAGAUGGGGAGGUUUGCAGAAACCGGCCGGCCAAAGCUUGCUCUAAUAACGCAUGUAAUAGGUGUUGCUGGAAGCUUUCGAACCAAUGCUCAUAUAACAAACACAGGAAGGCUCAGAAGGGCUAGUAACUGCACACCGGCCGAUGGCUGAAGGUUGAACGUUCUGGUCGCAACCGCAUUGGUAGAAGUCCGUAGAAGUUUGGACCUGUAUAUUUGCUUCUGCUCGCUUGAAAUCUCCCCUAAACAGUGCCGACAAUCUGGGAACAGUCUAGUCGGUGAAUUGCUGCUAGAUCCAAACAUUGAAGACCGUCCCCUAUCGUUUGGCUGCAUCGUACGUCCGAAUACGCCUCAAUUGAGC
This is a messenger RNA of Klebsormidium nitens, 2100 nucleotides long. NCBI's taxonomy places the organism in Eukaryota, Viridiplantae, Streptophyta, Klebsormidiophyceae, Klebsormidiales, Klebsormidiaceae. The record is from the annotation of a GenBank genome assembly.